AAUUUACAUAAUUAUUAUUUGGGUGGCUUCGGUUUUCCUCUGCACCCUUUGUUUGACUGUGUAGUGACAUUGUGGAUAAUUUCUAUGCGAUUCUUUUUUGCUACAUUCAAAUUUUAAAAGUAUUUAUCGGUUCACUUCUCUCUCAUCAUUUGUUCAUCAGCAGCAUCAUGGUCCUCUGUGCCCUGAACAGACAGCUCCUGAGGAGCAGCAGCAGCUGUUGUGUUUUCAUGGCCAGGCUGCAGACAUCGAGCCGCCGCCGCCGCUGCCUUUACUCCAGCACCCAUGGCUUCAACCAGGAGGAGACCAGACAGAAGCUGCGGGCCUUCCCUGGAGGCUCCGUCGACCUGCUGAAGCAGGACUCCGGCGUCGCUGUGCUGACCAUCAACAACCCCGCUCGCAUGAACGCCUUCUCCGGCAGCAUGAUGGUGGACCUGGAGGAGAAGGUGAGCCAGCUGGAAAGCUGGACUGAAGGUAAAGGCCUCGUCGUUCGGGGCGCUGCCGAGACAUUCUGCUCCGGGUCCGACCUCAACGCAGUCCGAGCAAUAUCCAGCCCCCAGGACGGGAUGAAAAUGUGCAUGUUCAUGCAGGACGCUCUCACAAGACUACUCAGGCUGCCCCUGGUCUCUGUUGCCCUGGUGGAGGGCAGAGCCUUGGGAGGAGGUGCAGAACUCACCACCGCCUGCAAUUUUAGAUUAAUGGCACCAGGCAGCGUGAUCCAGUUUGUCCACAAACACAUCGGUCUGGUUCCAGGCUGGGGCGGCGCUGCGCGACUCGUCCGCAUCGUUGGAAGCCAGAAUGCUCUCAAGCUGCUUGGCGGCGCCGUGAAAGUGGACCCUGAACGCGGCCUUUACGUCGGACUGGCAGACGGAGUCCUGGAGGCCGACGGGGACGCCCCAAGUGCCGGCACCCCCCUGCAGCAGGCCGAAGACUGGCUCCGCCGCUACACUGAAGGACCAGUCCCUGUGAUCCAGGCGGUGAAAAAAGUAGUUCUGGCAGGAAGAGAACUCCCCCUGCUCGAGGCUCUGCAGACGGAGAAGGAGGUGUUUGGGACGGUGUGGGGCGCUCCGGCUAAUUUGCGAGCCUUGGCCAGCAAGUCCAAGCACAAAUAACUUGGCCCCAGCGUCCUGAGAUUUGUCCAGAUUAGCAAAGAUCAGCGUGUGCUGCUUCUGGGUCGGAUUCAGUGAGAUGAGGCUGAUUGGUGUUUGAUGUUUCCAAACUUUUGGUUCACUGAAACCAUUUUAAAGCUGCAGUAUGUAACUUUUACAAAAAAAAGUAAAUAUUUUUUAUAUAUUUGUUGAAACUGUCACCAUGUUAUGAAGGUAUAGUAUGAGACAGAUAAUCUGUGAAAAAAAUCGAGCGCUGUCCUUGUCCCAUUGCGAUCUUCAAACAACCAAUCAGAGCGUGGAGGCGGGUCUUAGUGCUGUCAAUCAUAGCCAUGUGUGAGCAUAUUGCGAAUGCUAAGGCUAGUUAGCAUGACCAACCGAUGACGGCGGAUAAAGUGUUUUCCUGUAAUGGUAAGUUGUUUCUCCACCAUUCAUGUUUAAAUGGAUAAUACAGAAUGGGAGUUUAAUUUUUUUUUUUUUUUUGUGAAAAUCUGUUUGCGUAUGCCAGUUGCAAGAUAUUCUGAGUGACAAACAUCAUCAAUGUCUGCAUAUCAUUCCUCCUACAUUAGACCAGAGCAACCUUUUAACUCACAGGGUUUGGAUUGUGCUCCGAGCAUCAUCAGAUUUCUGCAACGAGCCAAAGUGAAAUCCCAGAGACGUGGUGUGUGUAUGAAUAAUUUUCAUUCGCGGAUCUAUCCAAGCAGUGCUCGAAAACCACAGAUGUGCUCAAACUGCAGCAGCAGGACGGACCCCUGGCAGCCGGCAGACCUUUAUCUCGUGCUGCUGUUCCAGAGGUCGCGUUUCCUGGCGGAGGUCCCAGAGAGAGCGUUCAAAAUGCGCCGUGAGCAGAAUACCAAACGCCUACAAGGUGAACAGAAAGUCCUGGUGAAUAGCAGCCCACCAUGGAUGUAUCCUCCCAGGAAAGCUGAACAAUGUGGCAAUGAUGAACUUAAACUAUAUGAACGCAUCAAGAGACUUUUCAGUGUCACGCAUAAAAUGAAUCACUCUUAUUAAAAAAAAAAAA
Molecule: messenger RNA, 2127 nt
Organism: Poecilia latipinna (sailfin molly)
Lineage: Eukaryota; Metazoa; Chordata; Actinopteri; Cyprinodontiformes; Poeciliidae
Gene: echdc1
Product: enoyl CoA hydratase domain containing 1
Exons: 7
Coding region: 168-1109 (313 amino acids)
Biological process (GO): fatty acid beta-oxidation
Cellular component (GO): cytosol
Source: RefSeq, a predicted model, not a curated record